Guyanagaster necrorhizus is the source of this 546-nucleotide messenger RNA. RefSeq lists its product as uncharacterized. The record is from RefSeq and is a predicted model, not a curated record. Bases 1 to 546 code for a protein of 181 amino acids. Lineage: Eukaryota; Fungi; Basidiomycota; Agaricomycetes; Agaricales; Physalacriaceae. The transcript has 2 exons.
AUGUCCAAAAUGGGCCCCGCUCGGGCACAAGCAUCGGACUCGGACUCGGACUUGAACGCGUUUUUGCUUUUUCUUCUUCUUUCUUCCCCCCCCCCCUCAUCCGAGUUCUGGUCAACUGGAAACUCUGUGUUUGGUGGAUGGGUGGGUGACCGCUCAGGUACUCUUAAAAUCGGUCUGAUUUUUCUCUUGGGACACCUAUCUGGAUUUUCCCGUGUGCGUGAGGUCUCUCUCUCUCUCUCUCUCUUAUCAAGCUCGUAUUUCGAACUCUACAGUAACGUAUUACCCUUGUGGAAGCAAGGAUUGAAUGAUACCAGAUGUUCGCAGUGGUUCUUCUUUGGACCUUCUGGACCCUUGACUCGGCUGCACUCUGGAGCAUUUUCCGAUCCCGGUACGACCGGCUUUUGGAAUGGGAUGCUGCGAUCGCGACACCCCAUUGAGCUUUUGCAGAGUCGAUUGACGGACAUCCAUCAGGGCCUUCGCUGUGAGGAUCCAGGAUCGUCCGACAGGGCGAAACGAUCUGCGCAACACAUGCUGUGGGCAGGCUAG